Cucumis melo (muskmelon) is the source of this 907-nucleotide messenger RNA. RefSeq names its product 30S ribosomal protein S9, chloroplastic. Gene Ontology annotation, cellular component: ribosome; mitochondrial small ribosomal subunit; plastid small ribosomal subunit. Gene Ontology annotation, biological process: translation. Bases 138 to 752 code for a protein of 204 amino acids. Lineage: Eukaryota; Viridiplantae; Streptophyta; Magnoliopsida; Cucurbitales; Cucurbitaceae. Gene Ontology annotation, molecular function: structural constituent of ribosome; RNA binding. The record is from RefSeq and is a predicted model, not a curated record. The transcript is spliced from 2 exons.
AUUUGGUUUACCCAAAAUUCAAUUUCUAAAUUGAGAGGAGGAUAUAGUAAAUUCACACGCAUUAUCCCCUUCGAGUUUCAUCAUCUCACCCAUUCUUGCAUACAGUGCAGUUACAAUUCCUUCAUUCUGGAUAGACAAUGGCUACUUCUAUAUCCUCUCUUGCAUUUUCUCUUUCUUCUCUCUCCUUUUCUUCCCAAGUCUCACACAAGCCAACUGCCCUCUCCUUUCCCCGUUCAAAGUCUCUUCUAAUUUCCCCUUCCUCCUCUACUUCCCCACUUCUCGUAUCUGCCUCCGCCGCUGCCGCUGUCGAGACCGCCGACCUUAAGAGUUUCGUCAAAUCCAGCCUCCCUGGUGGUUUUGCCGCUCAAACGCUUAUUGGUACUGGUCGUCGCAAAUCUGCCGUAGCUCGUGUUGUCCUUCGAGAAGGCACUGGCAAAGUUAUUAUCAAUUACCGCGACGCUAAGGAAUAUCUUCAAGGAAAUCCAUUGUGGCUUCAAUAUGUGAAAGUUCCUUUAGUAACAUUAGGAUAUGAAAGUAGCUACGAUGUAUUCGUGAAAGCGGAAGGAGGCGGGCUGUCUGGCCAGGCUCAGGCAAUUUCCCUUGGCAUUGCUCGUGCUCUGCUAAAGGUGAGUGAUGAUCACAGAUCACCUCUAAAGAAAGAGGGGCUUUUGACAAGAGACUCCAGAGUUGUGGAGAGAAAGAAGGCUGGUCUCAAGAAAGCUCGUAAAGCCCCACAAUUCUCCAAGCGUUGAGGUUCAAUUUUUCCUCUUCAAUUGUUUUACGUUCCCUCGUUUCCUACUUUAUUUGUACAACCCAGAUGUUUUCUUCUACUUUUCUUUCUCUCUCUAAUGUAGUGUCGUUCCAACAUUUCUCCAUAUUAAAAAAAAAGUCAACCCAAAAUUAAUCA